Eriocheir sinensis (Chinese mitten crab) is the source of this 2103-nucleotide messenger RNA. Its product is annotated as probable enoyl-CoA hydratase. Gene Ontology annotation, molecular function: RNA binding; catalytic activity. The record is from RefSeq and is a predicted model, not a curated record. The coding region runs from base 420 to 1973 and encodes 517 amino acids. The transcript has 3 exons. NCBI's taxonomy places the organism in Eukaryota, Metazoa, Arthropoda, Malacostraca, Decapoda, Varunidae.
UGACACGGUAAUGGGGUAGGGGGGUGUUUGGUUAAAUAUAUUCCUUGUGAAAGUUAUCCUUGAGGUGUCGAGGCAAACGGACACGAGAGGCGGUAGUGGAGCAGUGAGCGCAGUGGGUCAAGAGCGGGAAGUAAGGUCACGGGCACUGCUUGAGGAAGGGACAAAGGUCAUACAUCACAUCCCAUCUUUACCCAUCACUCUUCAUGGGGGAAUAGUAUUCACAGGCACUGCUUGAGGAAGGGACAAAGGUCAUACAUCACAUCCCAUCUUUACCCAUCACUCUUCAUGGGGGAAUAGGUCCAGGACACACAUAACACACUACACUGCAUCCACACACUUGUCCAGAACAACACUAGAUUCUCCUCACCACUUCACGCAACACCUGACACUAACACCCCAUUGAAACAGACUGAUUUAAAAUGGAACAAAUAGGACUUGAAGACUCUUACAAUGGAAAAAAGCAUUCUAAGAAAACACUGAGGAAGGCAAGACAAGUUUUUGGACUGGGAAAGGCGUGCCCGUUGUCAGGAACGUAUAUCAUGAGUCCUGACAAGGCAUCCUCACCCGGCAGUGAGGUAAAAACUUCUUUGUCACAGUCAAGGGGCAGUGUGUGGUACCCUGAUGCACCCAAGAGGCUACCAUGCAAACAUACCCAUCCGUGUGAGGUGCAUCAUCACAACACACUUCAUGUAGAGAAAUCUAUGCAAACCAAAGCAAUCUUGGAUGCUGCCCAGUUGUGUAACUUGAAUGAUUUUGAUACAUUCCCUCCUUUAGGCACUCAGGUACAAAUUUUUAAGUCAGAGAAGAAAAUGUCAAGUCAGAAUUUAUAUCCUCCCAUAGAAAAGAAUGGGAAUAAAACACCUUGGGAUCUUUAUACUUCCUCUGUCAAAGGAGUAAUUACUUCUGACAAAAAACAACAUUCCAAUAGUGUACUAGAACCUAUCUGUGGUAAACAUGAUUCUUCAGGUAGCUCCGAGUGUACAGAACCCAAUAGCUCAGCUGAAAAGUGUUCAGCCUCCCCCUCUAAAUGUACGAUCAUUUCAUAUUUAAAAAUGUUUCUGGAAAACCAAGAACUUCAGUCAUUAUCUCUAGCAGAUAAUUCAGCAGACUCCAAGUGUCUAUCUACAGAUAACUCACUGACAGAACAAGACACUGGAUAUGAGAGAAGAACUUCUAUGAGUGAGGAAAAGCAGAUGGCUGAAAAUGACAAAGUUUGUGAGGAAAUGUUAGAUCACUACAUUGUUCUCAGCAACUUGCCGUAUAAUAUUACUAGAAAAGAUGUUUUGCAUCAUGUAAGUAAAGUUGGAUUCGUCAGUCAUUUAUUCAUGGAUGGAAAGACAGCACAUGUAAUUUUUCUUAAAGCUGAAGAUGCUGAGAGAGCAUUUGGCUUAAGGCAUAACAUUUGUGGAAGAGAGCUUGUGAUUUAUCGCCCCAAGCGUCCCACAUGCACCUUAUACUUGAGUGGGCUAACCAGGAACACCCCAGAUGAGGAGGUCAUAAAAAUGGUGUCAAAAUUUGGUGUGAUUGUUGGCUUCUAUCACCCUUUACACAAGCUCACCAAUGACCCUGCUGGAUACUGUUUCAUUAGGGUUGACAAAAAGGUGGCAGAAGAUGUUCUCAAGGAAAGGAGCUUAAUGGUCAAUAAUAUUAAGAUUUUUGCUGAGGUUUCUUCUCAGAGUGAAGUAAAACUUUCACCAAUGAUGUCCACCCAGCAGCCAAGAUCUAUACCAUCAUAUUCACCAAGCAGCUAUAACAAAUGCCAAGUGAUGUUUACAGAUGUACCUGAAAUGGCCUCAUAUGAUCUAAUAAAGGAGCACUUUCAGGACUUUGGCAGAUUACAGCAGGUCUUUUUGAGGAAUAGGCAAGGCUUUGUCAUCUUUUCCUCUCAAUACAGUCAGGAGCAAGCGCUGUCCACCAGACACACCAUCUUGGGGAAGGAAGUGAAGCUGUUUAGAGGAUCAUUGGUUCCUUGAGCAACAAGAGAAACUGUUCAACUCAGCAUCCUAAGACCUUAAUGUGUAGCCACAGAGAAGUUUCAGAGGUGUGUCAAACAUCUCAAAGUAUGGAAAUGAUUUUGGUUUCUUACUCUUAAAAAAAUAAGCA